AUGAAGUACGACAGGUUGGAGAGCCUUGACGAUGUCGAGGAGGAUCCUGUGACGAAGCUGCCGAAGGGUGUCGAGGGCGCCGGCAAGUAUACGUUUAUGAAGGAGACGCUCCGCAGGAGCAGGACGGCCAUGAGGGACGACGUCGCACAGUUCGAGGCGAUCGACAAGACCUUCGAUGAGAAGAAGCCGAUCUUCCCGGAGGCCCUGAGAGCGUCAUUUCUGCUAGAGAACGCGGGCCCCGACGACCAUGAGAGGCCCCAGGUGCUGGCAUCGGAGCAGUACAAGUAUGAGCAUCAUAAGAUCCAGCAAACCCUCGGCCUGCAGCUCGACAAGAAGCCACAGUUGCAGAGCCGGAAGAACUACGCGGCCGAGGGCGAGGACGAGUAUUACGGAGAAGAUGAUUACGGUGACGAAGAGGAGCCUGGUCAGCUGGACCUACAGAGCGAUGGCGCCACCGCGUGCGCUCUGGCGGAGGAUGAGGACGUGAACUACCAGCUGCAGGAUAUCUGCGACCAGGCCGGAGAUGACAGAGAUCUCAGAGAAGUGCUCCUCGAGUGCGCUGCGCUGGGCAUGGGCGCCGGCCGCUGUCCUCCACAGUCACGUGGCUCGCCGAGCCAGAGCUCUAACAGCAAGGAUUCGAGGGCGGACCCGAACACGGUGUGCUUCAGGUGCGGUGGCAAGGGCCGCAUCGCCAAGGACAGCAAGAAUGCGACCGACACCAUCACAGAUGCGACCGACACCAUCACAUAUCCUGCCGGCAUCAUCACAGAUGCGACCGACAUCAUCUCGCAUGCGACCGACAUGAUCACAUAUGCGACCGACCUCAUCGCAUAUGCGACCGACGUCAUCACGGAUGCGACGGACAUCAUCAUGCAUGCGACCGACAUCGCCACCGAUGCGACCGACAUCGAUGAUCCGAUCGAGACCGAGGUUGCUCAGGGGUACCUCCAGAAGGCCUCAGAGUACAUCCGGGAGAUCCAGUUUACCGAAACAUUCGAAACGGGCGCGGGCAGCCUUCGGCCCGCGUCGCAUCCCAGAGCCUGCCUCAAGACGCGGCUGGCCCGGGGCGCACUGGGCCGUGGACGGGGGCGGCAGGUGGCGGCGGCGGCGGCGCGGGCGGGGCCGGAGCCUCGGCGGCCGCGGGCCGCCUCGGACGGGCGGGACCUGAAGCGGCGGCCGCGCGGCGACGAGCCACGGCGUCCAGGAAUACUGAAGCAGCACUACGGGCCUCACCGACCUGCGGGCGAGGACUACCACGACCCCGACCCGCUCGACCACGUGCCCAGGCAGAUCAUCGUGGAGGAACGCGGCCAGAAAUGGAUCAAGUCGCACGACCCGCCGAAGUCCAUGCUGGAGAUCUGGGAGAUGCCCCAGGAGAAUCUGCCGUUCUGCCCGCGCCUUCGCCUGCACAUCUGGGGCAACUACAAGCUGCUCAUGAAGGCCGAGUACCUCUUCUUCUACAUACCGACCAUCAUCAUCCUGGGCCUGGUGAUCCCGGCAUUCACCACGAUCUACGCUCUGGAAGAGGCGAUGUGCACCACGAUGGUGGUCAAGGUGACCGGGAGGCAGUGGUACUGGGUCUACGAGGUCGAGUCUCCCACGGACGACGGGGACGACGACGAGUGAACGGGCCCCGCGCCCGGCAUCGCCACCCCGCCAGCCACCUGCGAGUCUGCAGUGUGUACGGCACACUGGCCAGGGGCUCGCUGUGCACCGAGAGAGGGGGGGGGGGGAGGGGGGGUGCGCGCUGAAGGUUCCAUUGCAGUCGGGAGGGGGCCAGUCCCGUGGCAGCCCCCUUCCCGCGACUGGUCGGUUCGCGGUCGAAACAGCGAGAGGCCGCUCUCGUUUUCCUCCUGGUUAUGCCCGUGCUUCGUGUCCCUCCUCCUCCUGCUCUUCCUCCUCCUCCUCCUCCUCCUCCUGUUCCUGCUCUUGCUCCGCUCCCUUCCUCCUCUUCUUCCCCCUAGUUCUCCUCCGGGAUGUCCUUCGGGGACCCUCUG
Molecule: messenger RNA, 1997 nt
Organism: Prorocentrum cordatum
Lineage: Eukaryota; Dinophyceae; Prorocentrales; Prorocentraceae
Source: the annotation of a GenBank genome assembly